Gadus chalcogrammus (walleye pollock) is the source of this 2668-nucleotide messenger RNA. It is a transcript of the gene tspan3a, whose product is annotated as tetraspanin 3a. The coding region runs from base 114 to 875 and encodes 253 amino acids. Gene Ontology annotation, biological process: regulation of vascular endothelial growth factor signaling pathway; protein localization to plasma membrane; protein maturation. Gene Ontology annotation, cellular component: membrane. Lineage: Eukaryota; Metazoa; Chordata; Actinopteri; Gadiformes; Gadidae. The transcript is spliced from 7 exons. The record is from RefSeq and is a predicted model, not a curated record.
ACAGCACCUAGAAACAGUCGUGCUGAAAACGCAGUUCAGUCGGCGGUUGACAUGUUGAAAUAGGAUCCCUUUGACUUUGCAUUUAACGAUCUAUUGACACCCCGGUUUAAGAAAUGGGCGCUUGUGGUAUCACCUCAUCGAAGACGGCCUUGGUCUUCCUUAACCUGAUCUUUUGGGCGGCUGCUGGGGUUCUGUGCUAUGCUGGAGCGUAUGUCUUCAUAACAUAUGAUGACUAUGAUCACUUCUUCGAAGACGUGUAUACCCUUAUCCCGGCUGCGGUUAUCAUUGGCGUCGGGGCACUUCUGUUCAUCAUUGGCCUCAUCGGAUGCUACUCCACAGUCCGGGAGAGUCCCUGUGGACUGGCAUCUUUUGUCUUCAUCCUGUUGCUGGUGUUCAUGAUAGAAGUGGCCGUUGUGGUUCUUGGAUAUGUUUACAGAGCAAAGGUUGAAGAACGUGUGAACAGUUCAAUCCAGGGUGUGUACGAUGAAUACAAUGGAACCAACAGUGAUGCUGCUAGCCGUGCUAUCGACUACGUGCAGAGACAGCUCAAGUGUUGUGGGAUCCACAACUACUCUGAUUGGACACACACUCCGUGGUUUGAGGGUUCCAAGAAUAACAGUGUACCGAUCAGCUGCUGCAGACCGGAUCUUGAAACCUGCACAGGGUCCCUGACCCGCACCGAGGACCUGUUCCAAGAGGGCUGUGAAGCUCUGGUUGUGAAGAAGCUGAAAGAGAUCAUGAUGUAUGUCAUCCUGGCAGCAGUGACGUUUGCUACAAUUCAGAUGCUGGGCAUUCUGUGUGCUUGUGCCGUUCUGUGUCAAAGAAGGCCUGCAUCGAACUAUGACCGUCUCAUCACCGGAGAAACAUAUGGGUGAAGAAGUUGUACAUACACUUACAAACACACUCCUUUUAACAUGCAAAUAGAGUUGGUUUCUGUCUAGAAUUGUAUUCUCCAACAACCAAAGGGGAGAACCAUUCUUUUUUUUUGGCCUCUUAAAGUGUAAAGUGUGGAUCAUUCAGUCUCACUGACGGUGAGUGAGGUGUUAAUUUCUAGGUAAGACUAGUCUUAACUAAUCAUUUAGUUUGAACAAAUUAUUUUGAAAUUGUGGUUUCCGUUGUUGCUUCAACAUGUCUCAAAGAACACUAUUGUAUCAAUAUAUCUCCAUAGAGGGCAUACAAGUAUAGUAUUUUGUCCAUAUAGUUUGUUUCAUCAGCCUUCCAAUAAAAGCUGUAGAAUUUAAUUUCCUGACUUGUAGCGUUUGAAAACACAAGAAUGUAAAUAAAAUGUAGGAAAGUCUCUGUGUGUAAAACGCUUACCAGCAACACAACCACACUUCACAAUGGUAACCAUUGAACGCUCAACGUGUGUGCGUGUGUCUGUGUGUGCGUGUUCAUGUGCAACUCUCUGCCUGUCUUGAUGGACUCAUCAAUGGGGAACCCCUUAGGAAAGCCUCAAACUGAUUUUAUUUGUACGCCAUACAUAUUGUUAACAGAGAUACAUUUUGGCACAAUGACAAAACCAAGCUUUGCGCUCAAAAAGAUAAUAUUAGACGGUUAAAACCCGACUUGCCAUGAUAUGGUCAUUGUCAACAACAUACAUCAGCAGACCUGCAAGAGGAUACAGCAAUGUAAAGCAUAAUAAUACCAAUAUCUAUAACACAAAUAAAUAACUUUUUCUUAUACUUGGAUAACCAGAACGCACAGAUAAAGCAGACACAUCAUGAUAAUAUUGAGUCAGUAAAGAUUAAAAAAGGGAAAGCAUAUUUAAAGCACACACACCACAACAUUGUGAAAUGUAACGUUUCCUUUUUCCAAUAAAAAGUCGAUAACGGCCUCACUUCCCCUUCAGAGACCAUGGCCCUUCGUGAAUAAAGCAAGUUGAGUUGACCUCAUUCCUGGGUGAGAUAAGACCCUGGAACCAGUCCAGAGCGGCCGUUCCUCUCCGCUGUCCACCAGCCGUCGUCGCCCUGUUCGAUCACCACCACCACAUCCCCGGCCGCCAUCGACAGCUCGUCUUCCCCCUGAGUAAAGAACACAGACCAAUAUUUGAACGGUCGGCUCCAGGCCCAUCUAGGAUGUGUGGGUUUUGCCGCCGGGAGCGUGGAGCCAGGCUCACCUGAGCCACGUAGUCGUACAGAGCCUUGAACUGCUCGCUGAACUCUCCGCUCAACUCCCCGCUCAACUCUGCGCUCGUCGGCUCUUUUGGAAAUCCUGGAAUCGAGGCAUAUACACCUUCUGCAUCUUCUGAAGAUAUUCAGAAUGAGACGUUGGUUAGCUUGAGGAACAUGGGUGCUCGCUAAAAACGUUUGAAUACAAUCAGAAUGACCUCACUAGCUACGACAUGAUAAUACUCCAUCUUAUUAAGAUGGAGAUGUACACCAGUGGCCUACUUCUAGUGGUUUCCAAUGACUUUACACAUACCUUUAGACUGCGUCACUGGCUCAAUGCCGUUUGUUUUCGGGGAACACAGAGCGCUCCCUUGCAGUAGAGUUGUGAACCUAGAAAUUACAAAAAGGAACGAGUAAGACAUUUUAAAGGUCCCAUGACAUGCUAUUUUAUGUAUUCUUUAAUAUAGGUAUUAGUGGGCAACUAACACAGUAUUCAAAGACUUACAGCCACUCCGAGCCAGUCGCACAUUGAGCUUCCCCCAAAUACGCUGUUUUGGUGU